AUGAAGACUGACUUGGUAGGGACCUCAGGCCAAAAGGAAGAUGCCAGCAACGAGAAGAUGAUGGGUGGCAUAAAGUCUUUGAGCAGGCAAGGCAGCCUGGACUCCAACGGGGAGGAUGACAGAGCCACUCUCAUCCUGACUCUUAUCCUCUGUAAUGUAAAGAAAAUUGAGCUCUCCAAGGCAGCCAAAGUCUUUGAGAUGUUUGAAACUCAAAUCCAUCACUUUGAAACCAGACGAGCCAAAAAGCUCAAGAACUCUGCUGAUGAUCUUGACAUUUUUGUUGAAUGUGAAGUUCACAGUGCUGAUGUUAGUAUCCUUAUUACUUCUUUAAAGAGAAUAACAGAGGACAUAAAAACUAGCAGAGAGGACAAAGUGCCCUGGUUCCCCAGAAAAAUCCAAGAUCUGGACAAGUGUCACCAUCUGAUCACGAAGCAUGAUCCCAGUUUGGACAAUGGCCACCCUGGAUACGCCGACCUGGAGUAUAAGAAACGAAGAACAUUCUUUGCUGACCUUGCCUUUAAUUACAGAGCAGGAGACCCUUUGCCUCACAUCGAGUACACAGCACAGGAGACUGCAACUUGGCGAGAGGUCUAUAGGAAGCUGAGCAGCCUUUACCCUACUCAUGCCUGUACACAGUAUCUGGAUGCUUUCCAGCAGCUGGAGAAACACUGUGGCUACCAAGAGGAUAACAUACCUCAACUUCAGGACGUCUCUAGAUUUUUAAAAGAGAGAACAGGUUUCCAGCUGAGACCAGCUGCAGGACUGCUGUCAUCUCGUGACUUCCUUGCCAGCCUGGCAUUCCGUGUUUUCCAGAGCACGCAGUAUAUAAGGCAUUUCUCUUCUCCUAUGCAUUCCCCAGAACCAGACUGCUGCCAUGAGUUGUUGGGUCAUGUUCCCAUGCUAGCUGACAAGGAGUUUGCCCAGUUCUCACAGGAUAUUGGACUGGCUUCUCUUGGAUCAUCUGAAGUGGAGAUUGAGAAACUGGCCACACUUUAUUGGUUCACUGUGGAAUUUGGUCUCUGCAAGCAAAAUGGAUCAAUUAAAGCUUACGGGGCAGGACUGCUUUCAUCUUACGGGGAGCUUACGUAUGCUUUAUCAAACAAGCCAGAGUACAAGCCUUUUGAUCCAGAAGUGACUGCAGCUCACUCCUAUCAGGAUGAAGCCUUCCAGCCUGUCUACUUCAUAGCAGAAAAUUUGGAAGAUGCCAAAGCAAAGCUUCAAAAUUAUGUGAUGAAGAUCAAGAAGCCUUUUUCUCUGCACUAUGACCCAUUCACCAGCAGCAUAGAGAUUAUGAACACACCACAGACAGUCAAGAGGACACUCCAUCAAAUGAAAGAACAACUGAAAAACCUCUGCUUGACGCUUGAAAUCCUCUCUUAA
Colius striatus (speckled mousebird) is the source of this 1380-nucleotide messenger RNA. RefSeq names its product tyrosine 3-monooxygenase. The transcript is spliced from 12 exons. The record is from RefSeq and is a predicted model, not a curated record. Lineage: Eukaryota; Metazoa; Chordata; Aves; Coliiformes; Coliidae. Gene Ontology annotation, molecular function: tyrosine 3-monooxygenase activity; iron ion binding. Gene Ontology annotation, cellular component: axon; cytoplasm; perikaryon. Gene Ontology annotation, biological process: dopamine biosynthetic process from tyrosine. The coding region runs from base 1 to 1380 and encodes 459 amino acids.